AUGAAAAUACUGAUUGCUCUGAGUGUGCUGGCUGUCACUGCUGUCGCUCAAAAUGCUUUUGGGCAAGGAGGAUUCGGUGGACUAGGUAGUCUGGGGGCACAAGGCUUAUUUGGUGGACAAGGAGGAUUCGGAGGACAAGGAGGAUUCGGAGGACUCGGCGGUCAAGCAGGAUUUGGUGGUCAAGUAGGAUUUGGUGGCCAGUCAGGAAUUGGUCAAGGAGGAGUACCUCCGAGUCAGGGAGGAUAUGCUGCACAAGGCCCACCAAAUCGUUAUGAACCCGGUUACGGAAGUCCGGUUAGGCCUGGUAAUGUCUAUGGAGGUAAUCCCGUUGAGUCUGGUCAUUUUCAUGGAGGUAGCCCGGUUGGAGCUGGUAAUUAUUAUGGAGGUAAUCCAGUUAGACCUGGCGAUUUUCGCGAGGAUCAUCUUGAACAUCCGGAACAUCAUCGCGAUCAUCACCGCGAACAUCAUGAACACCAUGGACACCACGACCAUCACGGGCAUCACCGACACUAGCUCAAGGAUUAUUUUAAAAAGUUCUUGUACCUUUGAGUUAACAAUAAUACUAUUUUGAUUAAAAAUAAAGUUCAUUUCCCAAGUGA
Messenger RNA from Drosophila subpulchrella, 599 nucleotides. RefSeq names its product protein spalt-accessory. Lineage: Eukaryota; Metazoa; Arthropoda; Insecta; Diptera; Drosophilidae. The record is from RefSeq and is a predicted model, not a curated record. The transcript is spliced from 2 exons. Bases 1 to 513 code for a protein of 170 amino acids.